AUGUCUGCCUCUGCCAAGCUCAUCCUCAUCUCCGCCCUCGUGGCCUACGUCGAAGCCCGCUUUGGCCAGGAGCAGAUCCCUGUCGCCGCCGUCUCCGCCCUCGACGGCCAGUUUGGCCAGUCCGGCCAGGCUGCGACCCUCGCCGGCGGCGUCCCCGGCGUCCUCCUCGGCGGUGCUGACCCCUGCGCCAAGCUGACCCUCGCGGACAACAUUGUCACGACCCUCGGCAACGACCCUGCUGUCAUUGCCGCCGCCGCCGGUGUCGUCGCUGCCGAGCAGAACUUCAACCCCUUCACCUCCGACAUUCCCAACAUUUGCGGUGACGCCAGCCUGCCCGCCACCGAGGCUCUGCGCGGCAUCCUGCCCGCCAUUGACCCCGCCGUCGCCAACGCGGCCCUGGCCAACCAGCUCAGCGCUUCAUCUCUGCAGACGCCCCUUGGUGCUGCCGGCGUCUCGGUUGCCGACCUGUUCAUCGCCAACGGAUUUUCGGAUCUGAAGAUUGACGGCCAGGCUGCCGCUGGUGCCGGUGCCGGUGCUGGUGCUGGAGCUGGAGCUGGCGCUGGAGCUGGUGCUGGAGCUGGAGCUGGUGCCGGCACUGGCGGCAACGGCAAUGCUGGCAACGGCAAUGCUGGCAACGGCAACGCCGGUAACAACAACAAUGCCGGUAAAGGCUGUGGUGCUGUUGCUCCUGCUCCUGGUGCUGGAGCUGGAGCUGGUGCCGGCAAUGCUGGCAACGGCAAUGCUGGCAACGGCAACGCCGGCAACGGCAACGCUGGCGGCAACGCCGGAGGCAAUGCUGGCGGUGCCGCCGACUUUGGCCAGUGCACGCCUACCAUGGACUUCCAGCUCGGCCGUGGCAACCGCGCCGCCAAUGAGGGCACCUUCCUUCCCACCGACUCUCUCGUCGCCCAGGGACAGCAGGAUGCUCUCAACCCCAACAUCAUCACCAACCGCAUCUGCGACCAGCUCAUCAACGUCUGCAAUGCCAACGCUGCGGCCAUUGCGAAGUGCGAGGACGCUCAGGCUCAGGUUGAGGCUUCCGGCGACCGCAGCGCCGCGGUGGCGGACGUCUUCAACGGCCUCCUUGGCUUCUAA
Messenger RNA from Verticillium nonalfalfae, 1095 nucleotides. RefSeq lists its product as uncharacterized. The transcript has a single exon. Lineage: Eukaryota; Fungi; Ascomycota; Sordariomycetes; Glomerellales; Plectosphaerellaceae. The record is from RefSeq and is a predicted model, not a curated record. The coding region runs from base 1 to 1095 and encodes 364 amino acids.